Messenger RNA from Neoarthrinium moseri, 1455 nucleotides. RefSeq lists its product as uncharacterized. Gene Ontology annotation, biological process: COPI coating of Golgi vesicle. The transcript is spliced from 4 exons. The record is from RefSeq and is a predicted model, not a curated record. The coding region runs from base 1 to 1455 and encodes 484 amino acids. Gene Ontology annotation, molecular function: GTPase activator activity. NCBI's taxonomy places the organism in Eukaryota, Fungi, Ascomycota, Sordariomycetes, Amphisphaeriales, Apiosporaceae.
AUGAGCGCACUCGCGACCAAGCAGCAGUCGCAAAAGCUGUUCGAGAAGUUGAAGGGCAAGCAGGCCAACAAGAUCUGCUUCGACUGCGGCGCCAAAAACCCGACCUGGACCUCAGUCCCCUUCGGCAUCUACCUGUGCCUCGACUGCUCCUCCAACCACCGAAACCUCGGUGUCCAUAUCUCCUUUGUUCGAUCGACAAACCUCGACCAGUGGCAAUGGGACCAGUUGCGUGUGAUGAAGGUGGGUGGCAAUGAGUCGGCCACCAAGUACUUCCGCGCAAACGGCGGAAGCGCCGCGCUUGCCAGCAAGGACCCCAAGACCAAGUAUCAAUCCGCCGCCGCUACCAAGUACAAGGAGGAGCUCAAGAAGCGCGCCGCCAGGGACGCCCUCGAAUACCCCGAUGAAGUCGUUAUCACCGAUGUUCCUGAUGCCGACGGCUCCUCCACCCCGGCCGGCGAGCCGAGCGACGACUUCUUCUCCUCGUGGGACAAGCCCGCCAUCAAGCGCCCGACGCCCCCCGUCUCCCGAACUGCGACACCUCCUGUCGUGGGCCGGACGCCGUCUCCCUUCCUGACUGCCGGCUCCAACGGCAAGGACAUCUCGCGCUCGGCCUCUCCUCUGUCCAAGACGGAAUCCACCGAGGCCAAGCCGGCCGCCAGCCGCAUCACCACCUCGGCUGCGCUGCGGAAGACUGGCCCCGGUGCCACUGGUGCGCGCAAGACGAACGUGCUCGGUGCAAAGAAGACUACCAAGCUCGGUGCUAAGAAGGUUACCGGCGAUCUCAUUGAUUUCGACGAGGCCGAGAAAAAGGCCAAGGAGGAGGCAGAGAGGAUCGCGAAGCUUGGAUACGACCCCGAAGCAGAGGAGGCCGAGGCGAACAAGGCUCCUGUUGCGAAGAACGAAGCUAGCAAUGUCGUGUCUCCUACCCCUAUUAGCCCCCGCGCAGCUGGCCACUCGAGGGAAAAGUCGGCCGCCGAGGUUGAGCGCCUAGGUAUGGGCUUUGGCCGACUCGGCUUUGGCCAGGUUGGCGGCGGCAAGGCGGCAGCUGCCCCGGCUGCCAAGAAGAACGCCGGCGGCUUUGGGUCGGUUGGCCCUGUCAAGGCUGCAGUUGAAGAUGACGAUGAGAAGUAUGCCCGCAACAAGUUUGGCACCCAGAAGGGUAUCUCUUCAGAUGAAUUCUUUGGAAGGGGCAACUUCGAUUCCAACGCCCAAUCAGAAGCCAAGAACCGCUUGCAAGGUUUCGAGGGUGCUACAGCAAUUUCUUCGAACGCUUACUUCGGAAGACCCGAGGAAGAAGACAUCGGUGACGAUUACGGCGACUUGGAGUCAGCUGCCAAGGACUUCGUUCGCAAGUUCGGUAUCACUGCUGGCGAUGACCUUGAGAACUUGACCAGUGCCCUCGGCGAGGGCGCAACUCGGUUGCAGGGAGCUAUUCGGAACUACCUGGGCAACUAG